Molecule: messenger RNA, 328 nt
Organism: Rhea pennata
Lineage: Eukaryota; Metazoa; Chordata; Aves; Rheiformes; Rheidae
Product: peptide YY-like
Exons: 3
Coding region: 1-279 (92 amino acids)
Biological process (GO): neuropeptide signaling pathway; feeding behavior
Cellular component (GO): extracellular region
Molecular function (GO): neuropeptide Y receptor binding; neuropeptide hormone activity
Source: RefSeq, a predicted model, not a curated record
AUGGUGGCCUCGCGGGAGCGCUGGCGGGCGCUGGCGGCGGUGGCCCUCUGCGCCCUGCUGUGCCUGGGCUGCGGGGCGGGCGCGCACCCGCCGAAGCCGGCGAGCCCCGCCGAGGACGCCUCGCCCGAGGAGGUGGCCCGCUACUUCUCGGCGCUGCGCCACUACAUCAACCUGGUGACGCGGCAGAGGUACGGCAAACGUGCCAGCGCCGAGGCCCCGGCGCCGGAGCUGCCCCUGGGGGCCGGCAGGCCGUGGUACGACGACGACGCCGCGUGGUGACCGCCUCUCCCGUCCCCCCCCCCGCCCCGUCCCCAAAUCCUGCCCGGCG